Daphnia carinata is the source of this 467-nucleotide messenger RNA. Its product is annotated as cytochrome b-c1 complex subunit 6, mitochondrial-like. The transcript has 4 exons. The record is from RefSeq and is a predicted model, not a curated record. Lineage: Eukaryota; Metazoa; Arthropoda; Branchiopoda; Diplostraca; Daphniidae. Bases 117 to 341 code for a protein of 74 amino acids. Gene Ontology annotation, biological process: mitochondrial electron transport, ubiquinol to cytochrome c.
GUGCCGGCCUUAUCCUUACUAUCCUUACGUUGCUAUGCUCGCCUUCUGCUCCUAAUUCAUUCCGCUACUCUUUUCUUUCGUCUAUUCCUCGGUUCUACCAGUGCAAAGAUUCCACCAUGUCUGAUCAAGAAGCUGCAGAAUUGGUGGACCCAGCAGUAGUCAUCAAGGAAAAGUGUAGCCAAACCAAGGAGUGUGCUGCCCUUUUGGAGAAGUUCAAUGCUUGCAAUGAUCGAGUAGCAAGCAAAUCUGCCACCACCGAGACCUGCGUGGAAGAACAAACAGACUUCCUUCAUUGUGUAGACCACUGUUUGGCUCCCCAGCUAUUCAAACAUUUGAAGUGAAGUGUUUGUUAGCGCAAUACCAAUUGUUUAUUAGUGUGGUAACAGAAACUGGAAAGCAUCGGAAUUUAAUGAUCAUCAUCUUGGCUGUAGAUUAUAAAUAGCAAAUAAAAGUUGCUGUUACAUACC